UCAUAAGUGCUUAUGAUAAGUGAUUAAGCAAAGUAAAACCUACUUCCGCCUUUACAUAGGAAAUAUGCAAAAGUCAAAACUAUCCACCUUGCGUAGUUGCUUUUAACUUUGAAUCGCUUGGUCCGUGGAGGAUAUAGACGGUAAUUACACACCCCUCGUGUUCAUUCCGCUUCACAUCGGAGGAGAAGAAGAAAUCGACGACGGUAACGUAACAACAACCUUCAGCUGAACAACAACCAUGGCCUUACAGAUGGCACCUGCCUCCUCCAAGGUUCUCAUCCUCGUUGGAGCCGGUUUGGCUAGUUCUGUUGUCAUGAAUGGUGGCCAAUUGUCCGAUGUUAUUGACAAGCUUAAGGAUGUGCUUAAGUUAGUUGAUGAUCAGGUUAAGAUUUCAACCUCCGGAUAUGACACCGCCGUUAUUGCUGCUCAGGUUCGGCAACUAGCACAAGAAAUCGCGGAGUUGUCCUUAUCUAGGUCUAAGACCAUCUAUAAUGACAAUUCAUCUAGAGGGGGUCUUGCUCCUUACAUAUUACCUACUGCUGCAAUAGGAGCUGUGGGAUAUUGUUACAUGCGGUGGAGGAAUUGGUCAUUUUCUGAUGUAAUGUUUGCGACAAAGAAGAAUAUGACUAAUGCUGUUGCAACUGUGUCAAAGCAACUAGAGAAUGUACAUGAAACAUUAGCAUCAACGAAAAGGCAUAUAAUAAAGAGGUUGGAUGGUCUUGGCUUGGAGGUGGAAAAGCAAAAUGAGAUAAGCAAACAAAUUGCAGAAGAUGUGAAGGAAUUGAAGGCAUUUCUUUCUCAGAUUGGGUGUGAUGUUGAACUUAUAAAUCAAAUGAUGUCUGAGCUGGAAGAUAAGCUCAAGCUUGUUGAAGGCAAUCAGGACAUUACAAAUUCAGGUAUAUGGUAUCUAUGCAAAUUUAUUGAAGACAUAAACAAUGGGCCAAAUGGUGGAGUUUACAAGUUUUCUUAUGCAAAUUUUGAACAGGGACUUGCAGAACUUACAAAGGCACUUGAGGAGAAAGCCCCCAAGGGACUUGAAGAACUUACAAUGGCACCUGUGGAGAAAGCCCCUAAGGGGCUGCAAUUCAUUGCUGAAGCACCAGACACCAUUGAGAGCUCACCCAUAAUAACAAAGAAAUUUGGUCUCAACUUUUCAGACGAGAAACAAUCUGUUUCUAAAUCAAGAGUACACAGGGCAUAUCCUGUUGGCAUUUCUGUGAGCAGGGGCAUUACUGAUUUGGUUUGAUUAGCCUUCUUUAAAUUAAAGCUGAUCAUCCUGCAUGAUCAAUGGAUUCAGUGACAGUACUUUUUUUGUGGACAACCAAAAAAUCGCAGGCACAAAAGGGAGAACCAUCAUCUCCAUGUUAAUGAAUUUGUGUCUCUUGUAUAUGCAUUUUUGAGACUGAAUUAUACUUAAUUCUUUGUAAACUUUAUUGUCAAGUAUUUUUCACAUGGAUUUGUAUUUUUCCUUCGGAUCCUUGUCGGAUGUUCUCUGUAUGCUAAAUUUAAUUGAAGUAUGGUUCAAACAUUUGGUGCGUGAUACAAACAAACAUUUGGUUCAAAA
This is a messenger RNA of Medicago truncatula (barrel medic), 1564 nucleotides long. RefSeq lists its product as uncharacterized. The record is from RefSeq and is a predicted model, not a curated record. The transcript has 12 exons. NCBI's taxonomy places the organism in Eukaryota, Viridiplantae, Streptophyta, Magnoliopsida, Fabales, Fabaceae. Bases 239 to 1246 code for a protein of 335 amino acids.